Molecule: messenger RNA, 465 nt
Organism: Coregonus clupeaformis (lake whitefish)
Lineage: Eukaryota; Metazoa; Chordata; Actinopteri; Salmoniformes; Salmonidae
Product: GRAM domain-containing protein 4-like
Exons: 7
Coding region: 1-465 (154 amino acids)
Biological process (GO): apoptotic process; negative regulation of toll-like receptor 9 signaling pathway
Source: RefSeq, a predicted model, not a curated record
AUGCCUGGACCGGAAGAUACCCCACCACAGCUACCCAGAGAAACACCUCCACCUCCCACUGCCAACGGUACAGACAAGCAGAAGGAGACCAUGUACUCGUGGCUGCAGGCUUGGCUGUACAACAGGUUUGGAGCGUACAUCGGGGACUUCCGUUUCCAGCUGGAGGAGAACACAGUGGAGCCAGAGGAGCCGCUAAGCGCUAAGAGAUUGACUGAAAACAUGAGAAGACUCAAGCGAGGUGCCAAACCUGUCACAAACUUCAAGAGGAACCUUUUUGCCUUAUCCAGCUGGCAAACAGUGUACACGUCAGCCUUCGCCUUCAUUAUCUAUAUGAAUGCAGCGUGGCAUGGUUGGGCCAUCCCCAUGUUUAUUUUCCUAGCCAUUCUAAGGUUGUCUUUGAAUUACCUCAUUUCCAGAGGUUGGAGGAUCCAGUGGAGUAUUGUGCCUGGGGUCUCUGAACCUUGA